AUGAGGCGUGUAACUAGAUUCCAGGCAACCAAGGAUGACUCUGACACGAGGGAGGUGACCGCGGAGGACACGGAGGAUAGCGAGGCUAACAUGGAAAACCAGCUAGAGCUAGCUGAAGCUACGGAGGAGCUAACCACGGCUAAAGCUAUAAUGUGCUUGUCCAAUAAAAUGACAGAAAUGAAGGACGAAAUAAAACAAGAACUGGCGCAUUUCAAAACGGAGAUUAACCAGAAGCUUCUGAAUAUUACUACGGAUAUUCGAAACCAAGGCACGCGUCUGGCGGAAUCUGAACAGCGUUUUGGUGAACUCGAAUCUGCGAACAAGGAUCUAAGAGACGCGCUCCUACACUCAAUCAAACAACAGAAAACCCUGAUGACAAAAAUGACUGAUUUGGAGGGCCGAUCCAGACGAAAUAACCUCCGUGUAUAUAACAUCAGUGAGAAUGCGGAAGGUAGCUCUAUGUCAUCGUUUAUGGACACUUUUCUGAAGAGGGAACUUUCCCUACGAGAGGAGGAGGAUUUGCAGAUCCAACGCGCUCAUCGCUCUCUGGGGCCAAAGCCACAGGAUAAACAUGCCGCUAGAUCCAUUCUAGUCAACUUUCAAAGGUUUGAUAUGAAGGACAAAGUGUUACGUGCAGCCUGGGCGAAGAAGAUCAUCUUUGACGGUAAAGUUAUUACGUUUGCCAAUGACAUGCCCACGGAGAUAAACAAUAAAAUGAAGGAAUACAAGGACAUUAAGAAGUCUCUUAAAGAAGCAAAGAUACGCUUUCAGACACCGUAUCCUGCGAAACUGAGAGUCCAUUGGGAGGACGGUCCAGCGUGUACAAGACAGCGAAAGAGGCGGCGGAGGACGCGAGGAAGAGGGGCCUUUCUGUGGAGAUCCCCCGCUCUUCAGAUACGGACUGGGAGCAGGUACUCACUCGAGAUACGCAUUGGAACAAGGCUGGGAACACUCAUACUGAGCGAGUACGGGAAAGACUGCGUGUGUUUCAGAAUGACUAGCUAA
Molecule: messenger RNA, 1005 nt
Organism: Knipowitschia caucasica
Lineage: Eukaryota; Metazoa; Chordata; Actinopteri; Gobiiformes; Gobiidae
Source: the annotation of a GenBank genome assembly